Messenger RNA from Penicillium diatomitis, 1107 nucleotides. RefSeq lists its product as uncharacterized. Bases 1 to 1107 code for a protein of 368 amino acids. The transcript has 4 exons. The record is from RefSeq and is a predicted model, not a curated record. Lineage: Eukaryota; Fungi; Ascomycota; Eurotiomycetes; Eurotiales; Aspergillaceae.
AUGGCGUCAAGUCAUCCGUACAGUGCCAUCAAUACGAUAAAUCUGGCCACGCAGUGUCUCUGCAUUCCGAUCGUGUCGAUAUUUGUAGCGUUGCGAUUCUACGUUCGGUUUCGAUUUCGCAUGGGUCUUGGCGCGGAAGAUUGUAAGUUUUUUGCAUCGGGCGGUCUUGGAAUCGUGUCUUCAAUCAUUGUGGCGCUGGAAGCUAAUCUGGGUUACCUUGCUCUAGAUGCGUGUGCUGUGGCCUGGGCACUCUUCAUAGCAUACUGUGCUAUUGGGAUUGUCCUCGGCCAGAAUGGCGGCGGCUACCACUUCGACGAGCUCACCCCAGACGAACAGACCAACUUCAAAAAGUUCACCUGGAUCUCAACAAUCAUAUACUGUCCAAUGGCCCUCUGCGUCAAAAUCGCCCUCUUGGCCAUUCUCACGCGCAUCUUUGCCCCGUAUCGUGGAAAAGUCUGGUUCAUCUACAUCCUCCUCGCCGGUCUAUGUAUCUACUACACCAUCGCCCUGGUCAUCAAGAUCCGUAUAUGCAACCCAGUGUCGCUCUACUGGCAAGGCACUAAGGAGGAGAUUGAAGACUCGUGUCUUGACCAACGCGCCGCCUUUCUGGCCGAUGCGGUCAUCAGUGCCAUAAGCGACAUGGUCAUUCUGGUACUGCCGCUGCCUUUGACGUGGUCUUUGCAAAUGUCGCGAAAUCGCAAGCUUCGUGUCAUUGGGAUUCUGGGCGCUGGCGGUCUGGCAACCGGCUUUAGUAUCUACCGUGUGGUUCUAGUUUCAAGGGAUCAAGAAUCUUACGAUCUGAGUAUGUUCUUUAUUCGCGUCAUUAUGUCUGGGAAUGCCGAAGCAGGAAUAGGACUGGUCUGCGCCUGUCUCCCCACCGUCAACAUCCUCAUCUCCCACUACCGGAAAGCGUCCUCGUCAAAGCGAUACGACAGCAGUAAUUCGCUUGUGCAGAUGCGUGCUCGUAAAUCUCCGCAUCCCGCCCACUCGGCGAGUCACGUCAGUACGAUCCACGACUACGAGAGUCAGACCGACCACAGUCACUUCACUACUGCCUCGGGAGCUUUGCACGGCAUUGAACCGGUCCGUACAGAAGAUCGGACCUGA